AUGUUUAGAGCUUCUACCAACGCACCACAACCGUCACAGACCCGCGCUGCUCCUUCGUUCGGCUUUCCGGCCGCGCCGACAGCAACACUAACUACGGCGAGCGGCAGCAGCGGAGCUCCGGUGACGGCGGCGCAACCACCUCAAACGGUUAAUGUCUCGUCAGAAGCCCCACAGGGGCAACACGCCGUGACGAGCAGUCCACCGCCAGCGCCAGGUGGGUUUGCAUGCAGGAACCCCCCUGUUGCUACGGGAGGUCUCGGUAAUGCCUCUGCUGCGCCUGCGCCUGCAUCAGCGAUGCAACCAGCUACGCCGGCCUACGUGGAGCUCUUCGCUAAGGCCUGCCGCGACGGGGUGGUCAGCGACGCCUUCACUCAAGAACUCAAGAAGCGCUUCAGCACUCCUAUGGAAGUGACAGUAGCGCCGCCAGCUACAGUGCCUCAGGCAAUCACAAAAGCCCUGCAUACAGGUGCUCAGUGGCAGGCAGCGGUGGCGCCUCAAGCUACGCUCACCAACUUCUCCACCAGCACCGCCCCAGCUGCAGUAGCCAGCGUGACCUACUCGACAUUGGCGCGCGCAAACGAGCCCAAGCAGCAGCAAGAGCGACGGCGACUGCAGGUGGAGCAAGCUUUAGAGUUCCUGCAGACGCUGCUGCUGUGUGACAGUGGCUACAAUAAUAGCGAAGCCCCGCCGGUCGACAACCCAGCUACCUCUCCGUGGACAGAGAGUGUAGGGGAAGUAAAAGGCUUGCAUGCGGCGGUGGCGGCAGUGGCCGUGCCUGCCGCAAGCAAUCUCAUUUCCUUUCUAAAAACGACCAUCACAGCGAACAGCCAGGCUAGUGAUGGCGAGGGCGCCGCAUGCACUCUCUUCAUUGACAACCGGCGUAAGCGGCCAGACAAGAGCCCAGUACUGCUCGCCGCGCAGUGUCUGUAUGUGUUGUCGCGCCACUUUCAGCUGACAGUGAGUGUGGUGAAGGAGGCGCUGGACCUGAUGGAGACGCUGUACCUUCUACUAAAGAAUUCGUUACAGAACCGAAUUGUGCCACUGCCAGCCUUCAGUGACAACGUAGACACGUGCUGCCUCAACACUCUCCUCUGGCUCUGCGUCUUCUCCGUGGUGAACAUGACCGCCGUAUGGAAGAAACUGCGCUCCACCACAGGAGAGCUGCACCUGAAUGAGCUGAUUCACUCCACUGCAGCUGGAUCCCUUGGCACCGCUGUAUCCGCACUGCGCUGCAAACUCCGUGAGAGUGUGCAGGCGCCGAGCGCAAGUGCUGGCGGGGGUCUCUACAGUGACGGGCUUACAGAUGCCCGCCGCGGCGGUGGAGGGGAGCUGUUGCUUGGUGGGGGCAGCGGUGGCGACCGUGCCGCCUCGUCUUUGUCACCGGCGGUGUACACAUGGCAAGUUCUCGCUGACAGCUACCUGAGCAUCUUGACCUUGGCCGAAGGCUGCCUCCUCCGCGCCAAGGGAAGUGAGCAAGGCUACGACAAAGCACUGGACGCCUUCCUUGGUGCGCGCAUGGCCUCGCCCUCGUCUUCGCGCAUGCCUAUGACUCCGGCAAGCGUUGCCGUUCAUCGCGGCAAAGUUACGAAACGGAUGGUACAGCUGGCACCUGUCCCCCGGACACUUUCAAUCCCCCUUGGUCUUCUCUACAUUGCUCCGUACGAGAUGAUGUCGUAUCUCUUUGAUGAGAUGCUGCCGCUGCUCCGCCAUCUCUCGGAGCUGGAAGUAGCUACACACCGGCGGUACUGCGAGCAGCUUGAGGAGCUGCCACGUCUGCCCGCAUCUAUGCGCAGCGGAGGCGUGGCGGCGCCGGAGGCGUACUACGGCUACCAGCACCGCGGCGCAGCACAGAAUGGCCGCACGGAGGAGACGGAGGACGCGGAAGUGUGGCUGCAGAAGGUAACGCGUACUGGAGCUGGUGGCGAUGUUGUCGGGGAACCGUUCACGUCUGAGAUGGCGCAUCUGCUUGAGGCACUCGCGAUUUGCCUACAGCACCUGCCACCAAAGGUGCUAAACCCAGACCUCGACUCUGAUUGUGCCGCAACCUUCUUCAUCUUCAAGAAUUUUGUGAAGCACAUGCGGCAAGUCUUCGCCACGCAGCGCAGCAGCGCUCCCUCGGCCACCGUGGGUGCCACCGGAGGGGGCAGCUGCUCGAUCAGCGGCUUCGGCGCCAAGUGGGAGAACUACACGCUGAAGCUGAUGACCAGGUUUCUGGAAGUGAUGGCGAUGAUCGGCCGUAACCCGCAGUACACGCAGCGAGUUGUGGUGCUCCUCACGGACGCUCAGACAGAGUGUGGCGAGAUGCAGUGGCACAGUUUGGUGAGUCAGGCACUCGAGUGCGCUGGCUUCAACAGUGCCGUUAUUGGCACUCCUGGCGCGCUGGGAAGCGGCGGCAGCGCAGAUUCAGUCAUGGCGUUGGCAGCAGCACAGAAGUCCUCUGCAGGGUCUGUGGCAGGUGAUGCGGCCGAUGGUGACGACAUGUAUACGCUCUUGUCGACGGUGCCAGGCGCGAACAGGGCGCCGCGCGCGUUGCACCAGCAGUUCACCCGUGCCUACGCGCGCAAGUAUCAGCGCAAGUUUAUCGCCAGCUUCUUUCUCUUGCUGCGCCAGUUAUUUGGCCACCCCACUCUGCAGCCCAUCGUGAGCGCCCACAUGACCCUUGCGCUCGCCCUGACGUUCCUCUCGGCACCGCAGCAAAGCCAGAUUAUGCUGGGCAGUACACUGUCGCUCAUCUCGGCCCUUAUCACGAACGCGGCGGACGCGCAGCUAGUCUGGUCGUUUCUGGAGCAGCGCCGCCUGCUUCAUCAGUCGUCGGUGCGCACACAACAUCAGGUUCAUGAAGGCGGCACUAGCGCCAGCUCCGCUUUGUACAAUCGCUUCACCACGUUGUCAUCCCCGGCUGCUGCCGGACAGCGAGAGUCGCCUGUACACGAGGAGGCGCUUUCCAUUAUAGGGCACUGCCAAUGCGAGUGCACACAGGGCACCUACGACAUUACAAUCGGCUUCCUCAAUCUUGUCACCGCUCUGUUCCAGCACGACCAGCCACCUAUGGCGGCGCUGCCUGUGUACAACACAGUCACGCACUUCAUCUCGCACGAAGUACUGCGCGGCGUGCUGAAGCGCAUGUUUUCGCACUCACAUGAGCGGUACACGGUGAUGGCGCUCGCGUGCGCGGUGCUGCGGCAGGCGCUGCUCGUGCGCUUCCGGUGCGACGAGAACGGGCGCACGGCAGUGCUGCCUUUUCCCGUCAUCAUGGCGAUCAACAAGGCCCCGACAGACGUGGUCGGCGAGGUGCUCAAGCUUAUUCUUGAGGCUAGCGAUGCAUCGUACGAGCUUCUUAGUCACCACCGCGCGGCCGUCCGCCAGGCGAUGCGGCUACUCAUCACAGCAAUCCAGACAGUGCGAGAACAGAGUAUUGAGCUAUUGCUCUUUGACAACCGCACCACUCUCAACAACGAUUUGGCUGUGCGCGUGCUGGGCAUGUGUUCACUGCACGACACCCUCCUGACGAAGACCACGCUGCAGCUCUUGCUGCUGUUCCCCUUUGAAACAGCGAAUCAGGCAGCGCAUUACUGGGCUGGGCUCACUCACAAGUACGCCCCAGUCCUCGACUCCUUUACACAGCUUCUGCAUCCGCUGAACACUGCGCCAAUGGUGAUGCAGGCGCCACCAGAGCUGGCGCAGCUCGACUUCCAACCGUCAGAGCUCAUCCCUGGGUGGUCGGCCGCGGUGCUCAUAGAGACCAAGUCGCUGCUGCUCGAUCUUCUCAUGCAGCACGCAGAUGUGACGGAGCCGUCGCUGACCGCGUGGAUGGGCGGCUUUUAUGGUGAGGACUACUCUCGCCGCCACCGACGGGGACAGCCAUAUGUCUCCGCAGCAGCUCGAGUGGCCUCCAUGCAUGACAACGCGACUGACGGGAACGGCACCGCCGGCGAGCCUCGGUGGUGGCGAUCCACCCUUCUCACUUCCGUCGUUGAGGGCGCAUGUAGCUGUGAGGUCGAACGCGCACAUCCGGCCCUGGCCGUCAAGUACGUGAAGCUGCUCUACCUCCUGCGUGCCAACCGACUCUACGGCUCCCUCGUCAUUCGCCCCUUUCUAGAGUCGGUCUGCCAGACGCUGUUCCUGCGACUGCAGCACUACCAAGCCAGUCAGUGCACCCCGGUUGCACUCAGCAAGUACGCGUACGUGCUCAAACUCCUGGCAUUGGAGGUCUGCUACACGUAUCGCACAGCCCCGGAGAACCUGCGGCUUGCGCAAAACACAACCAUCACGUCCAUCGCGGUCGAGGUGCUGCUCUCGCUCCUCUACCCCUUCGGCAGCAGCAGUGGUCCCGCCGCGCUGAGCGAGUGCGAAUACGGCGCCAUCGCGGACAGCGGAGUUCGGAGCCUCUACGAGGUAGACGGCUUCGAUAGCGAAACACACGCGAACGCGCUGUCGCAACGUGACGUAGACCAGGAUGGAGAACAGCAGUGGAAUGCGGGCGUGGCGGUCAUGUCUCGUGACGCCGCUGUCGACAUUACGAGCUGGCUGCCACAGGCACUACAAGUACUGCCUACCUUCCCAGAAAAGCUGCCCGAUGUUGCUGGAGGACUAAACCAUCUCGUUCCCGCUGCGACAGACGGCGUCGUGCAGUACAACAUGACAAGUCUUUAUAGCGCGAUUCAAGCGGAGCACGCGCGCGCAAACAAGCCGCCUAUGACCAUGGCUGAGCUGCGCGAACGACUGCGACCCUUCAUUGCCGCAAAUGACUGUUUCUUCUCGUACGCGGCAGGCGUCAGUUUUGUCGAGGGCUGGUGCCAGCUUGUGAGUGUGUCCUGCUCGGUCGUGAAAGGUUUGUCGGUGUCGCGACUGAGUUCUUUUGCCUUGUGCAUUCUACGCGGACUGGACGCCACAACGCGGCUUACCGCAGCAGCUCAGGAGCAAGUGGCGGUUCGUCUGUGCCACUGUCUGUCCACUGUGAUGGCUCACCUCCGGCAGACAGUUUGUGCGUCAGUAGCGCUGUCGCUCACGACACCGCAGAACGCGGAGGCGGAGGCAGCCUGGUACGAACAAGGCAACGGGAGUUAUCCUGGCCUGCAGGGAGGCGGUGGUGCACCGCUCGAUACAGCACGUGCGGUGUCGUAUCGGCACAGCGGGUGUGAGCGUCGCACCGCAUCAAGCGUGUCUGCUCAGCCCAUCACGGCCACGACAGUGCGCAGCCACGGCUGUGGCGUGGAGCGAGAAAUGAGAAUCGGGCAGCGCCGCCCGCGCGAGAAGAGUCGCCAUACCACACCUCAAUACCGAAACAGCCACGGUGGUGGAGGGGCAACAGGAAGCGCGAGUGACAAAACCGGCAAGUCGUUCGCCACUCACGCUGGCGAACUCAGCAACUUUUUUAGCGUCGCGAACCGCUCGCAGCUGGCGCAGGCACUGAUACAGCACCGUGAAGCAGAACGCAGCGGCGCAGCGCCUAUUUCGGUGGCAGGUGAAGAGACUACCACGCUUGCGUCUUGGAGUAGACCGGAAGUGACUAGUGCAUCCUUGCUAUUGGGGCCACUGGUGCGCGCCCUGGUGCAUUGGGGAACUCGCAUUGCGUCGACACGGGCGGAGCUCUACCUCAGCCUUUUGUGUCUCGCUGAGACGCCUGGUGUCAACCUCGACGAUGUGGUAGUGUGGCGCUUUCAAAGGGCACUGCUUGAUGUGGUGUGCACAGACAUCUGCGGCAGCAGCGGCUCGAGCGCAAGCGGGGGUGGUGAGAACCGUCUCGGAGGGAACGUGGCCGCUGAGCAGGCAAGCAAUGGUCUGAGCGGCGCUGCUCCAGCAAACAGCAGUGGCAGCGGCGCAACAGCACUCUCGGCGCACCAGCAGCAGGCGGUAGCACUUCUGGUUGCCCUCCUACAGGUGUCGGCACCAAUUCGUGACGAGUUCUGCCACCCAGACCCCGGAGGCGGUGAUGAACUCGGUAGGUGGGCGUUACGGUGCGCUACGGCGCUGCUUCAGAGCGUGGACCGUGCAGUCUGCAACUUCCUCACCAGCAACGGCGCACAACUGGGCACGCUACUGUGGCACCUACGCAGCGCCUUCGACGUCUUCUCGGUCAUCUCCCUCAGCCACAGCUCGCAGGUGCUGCACAGCGACCUGCUCCACUCGUGCCUCUCGAUGCGGGCAUGGCAGUACAGUACGCUGGUGGUGUUGGGCUACUCUCAGGCCACUCCCUCCUUUGACCAGGUCCCGAGCAGGACCCUCGUGGAGCAGAACAAGGAGGUGCUGCGGUACCUUCUGCUGGGUGUAGUGAGGUGGGUGAACCUACUUCUCUCUUCCCUCGGCGAUGCAGCGCCGCUCUUGUACGAAGUGCAGAAAUUUAUCCGCGACAAUCGACAGCUGAUCGACCACGUCUUCAUAUCUCCCACGGCUGUCAGCAGUACCAUCGCUGGAUCGGUGCGUCUCAGCGCGUCGCACCUGACCCUCUGUGCGGAGUUCUCCGACUGCCUGCGCGCUCUCUCAUGCUCAGUGCUGGCGGUAGACUGCCGCAGGCUCGUUGAUGGCAUGGCGCUGGCCGAGUUGCUGAGCAUGCUGAGCAGUGAAGAGGUGUGGCACCGCGGUCCGACAGAGUUGCAUGGCUUUGCAGACGUCGAUGGCGAGGAAGGCAGCAAGAGUGGUGCCGCUGGAGGUACAUCUGUUGUAGCCUCGCCAGCAGCAGCAGGUGCAGCGGACGCAGAGUGCGGCGACGCCAGUGAUGGAGAAGAUGCGGGUGGGGCUCUGGCAAAGCUAACCAGGGCAACUAGCACCGCAACAGCGCACACCGUCUCCGUAGCUGAACGCGGGCGCGAUGUCGUGGCGCUGACGGUGCGCAAUCUUGCCCAUCUGCUGCUUAACACCGAGUACGGACAUCGAAUCAACGAGGAUGCCGGUGUCUUCAUCGCCUGCGCCGACAGCCCACCGAUGCUCCGCCACUCUGCUGCGAAGCGGCAACUGGUCGCAAAAAUUAUCCGUCACGUUGCUCAGUCCCUCGUGCAGUCAAGCACAUCGGAGGUGCGAGAGUUCCGCCUUGAGUGCUACCUUUACGCCCUGCACGCCAUGGUCUGCUUACUGCACUCCUUCGUCCUUCCCCUGGCGUGCUCAGCGUCGUCGCAGACGCAGUCUUCAUACACCCUCACUCUGCCAGGAGAUUUUGUGCGCUAUCUAUCCGAGCUUCCGCUUGGUGAGUUCACCAACACUCUGAAGCAGGCACAAGAAGCCGUGUAUCAGCUGCGCGAGUUCAACACGGACUACCGUGGCGGUCUCCGUGCGAGCCGGGUGGCUGCAAACGCCUGGGUAAUUGGCACUUCCUCUGCUGGACCGCACACGCUGAGCAACAGCGUGCGCGCUGCCAGUGCCGCCGAUCAGAAAUCGACGGUGUCGUCUACGCCCCACAAUCUGCCAUUCUCUCCGCCGGCAGCAGCACAUGUUGAAGCCGGCAACACCGACGCCUUCAGCAUGCCAUUGGCGCCGGGUUUGUUGCCCGCAGUUGAUGCUCUCGGCGGUGGGCGCAACACUGCGACGGGGUCGCAGACGAUAUCAAAGUCCUCAGCUGCGGUUGAGCUCGCCCAGGCGUCGUCUGGACGACGCGAGCCGUACUCCGGCGACCCACCUCCCUCGGCCACGACUUGCUGUGGGGGCAGACCUGGAUGUGACCCGAACACGACGGUGGCAUUCGACCUCGAUGGCCCCUCUUCCCGCCCCCCGCAUGUGCAGGGACGGAAUGGCGCGAGCACUCCUCCCGGUGUGGCGUCGACUACAAGCGAUUCCCAGUCCUCCCUGCUGCCCGCCACGGACGAUGGGGCGAAGCUCAGCCCAGAGGUUACGCUGUGGGAGCUGCUACCGGGGCGUGGUGGCGCACGUGAGGGUGAAUGGACGCGACUAUACGACGCGGCCACGGCGCUCGAUGUCCCGGGAACCGCUGUGGAUGGCGAUUUGGACUCCACUGGUAUCCGCAGCGCGCCACUGCAGUGGAAGGACGUGCUUAACGUCGAGAAUGAAGUGCGCCAGGUGAAAAUCGCGAUCGCCAACGCGUUGCGGGCAACGAAGGGGGCGAUGUAUCUCGUGCGAAAGCACGCGUAG
Molecule: messenger RNA, 8079 nt
Organism: Leishmania braziliensis MHOM/BR/75/M2904
Lineage: Eukaryota; Euglenozoa; Kinetoplastea; Trypanosomatida; Trypanosomatidae
Exons: 1
Coding region: 1-8079 (2692 amino acids)
Cellular component (GO): nuclear pore
Source: RefSeq, a predicted model, not a curated record